Molecule: messenger RNA, 1245 nt
Organism: Fulvia fulva
Lineage: Eukaryota; Fungi; Ascomycota; Dothideomycetes; Mycosphaerellales; Mycosphaerellaceae
Product: Putative epoxide hydrolase
Exons: 3
Coding region: 1-1245 (414 amino acids)
Biological process (GO): epoxide metabolic process
Molecular function (GO): epoxide hydrolase activity
Source: RefSeq, a predicted model, not a curated record
AUGACCACAGCAGGGACGCCUCGACCAUUCCGCAUCUCCAUUACAGACUCGAAGAUUCAGACUCUUAACGCGAAGCUUGCUAACGCAACACUUCCAGAUGAAGUCAACCAUGCAGACUGGUCAAUGGGAGCUCCGCUCGCAGACGUGAAACGACUCACACACCACUGGCAACACAACUUCUCUUGGCGUCGUGCUGAAGAACAGCUAAACAGCUACCCUCAGUUCACAUCGCAAGUCAAAGUGCCAGCCUUUGAGGAGCUGGAGAUUCACUUCAUACAUCAACGCUCUCAACGUCCCAAUGCAAUCCCACUACUGUUUAUACAUGGUUGGCCAGGCUCUUACUACGAGGCCCUCAAGCUUCUCCCACUCCUGACAGACUCAAAGGACCCGAGCAUCCCCUCAUUUCACGUUGUAGCACCAAGUCUACCAGGCUAUGCUUGGUCUCAGUACCCUACGUCAAAGAAAGGCUUCGGACUAAAGCAACAUGCCCAAGUCCUCCACGGCGUAAUGCAAGCAUGUGGCUACGAGUCAGGAUACAUCACUCAAGGGGGCGACUGGGGAGGCUUCCUUUGCCGCCUACUAGCCCACCUCUAUCCCAAAAGCGUCAAAGCAGUCCACACAAACUUCCCCGUCCACAGCUUCCCCAAACCUUGGAAGAAUCCACUCAGCUUCGCACAAGCAAUGGCAGACAUGGUGCUGUCGAGCAAAACACGCGCAGACUUAGCCCAUACCCAGCAAUACUUCGCCGAAGGCGACGGAUACCUCAAACUCCAGGACACAAAAUGCCAAACACUCGCCUAUAGCCUGACGGACUCCCCCACGGGACUAAUGGCCUGGAUCUACGAAAAGCUCCACGACUGGAGCGACGACUAUCCCUGGACUGAAGAAGAGGUCUGCACCUGGAUUUCCAUCUAUGCUUUCUCCCGCGAGGGACCUGCGGCGAGUACGAGGAUAUACUGGGAAUCUAACCACCCUAUCGGAGAAGGAUCUGUGAGUAGGAUGGACGUGAUCGAUAUGUACAUUCCGAAUGUGCCGCUGGCGUUGGCAUAUUUCCCACAGGAGUUGGCGAGAGUGCCGAAGUGUUGGGCUUGGAGCAAUGGGCCGGUAGUGCAGCAGAGUACGUUUGAUGUCGGUGGGCAUUUUGCUGCGUUUGAGGUGCCGGAGUUACUGGCUGGCGAUAUAAAGAAGUUGUUCGCGAAGGGCGGACCUUGCGAGGGAGUUGUGGUAGGGAAGAAAGGAUUCUGA